Molecule: messenger RNA, 2604 nt
Organism: Neoarius graeffei (lesser salmon catfish)
Lineage: Eukaryota; Metazoa; Chordata; Actinopteri; Siluriformes; Ariidae
Gene: rad21a
Product: RAD21 cohesin complex component a
Exons: 14
Coding region: 219-2135 (638 amino acids)
Biological process (GO): replication-born double-strand break repair via sister chromatid exchange; mitotic sister chromatid cohesion; synaptonemal complex assembly
Cellular component (GO): cohesin complex; synaptonemal complex
Molecular function (GO): protein binding; chromatin binding
Source: RefSeq, a predicted model, not a curated record
GAUUUUAAAAGCGACGCUGAAGCGGGAGGAAGAAGAGCGGCCGCCAUUUUGGUUCGAUUCAAUGAGAGGGACGAGGAAGGAGGGAAACAAGUUGUAAACUUCUCUUCGGGUUGGGAAGGGAGAGUUUCUCCCGCUCCGGACUAAAACGGAAAAAAUAUUGUUGGAUGGUGAGUUUAUGUGUAGCCGACCCUUACACAUUUUGAGCAAACCCAGGGGCAAUGUUUUACGCCCACUUCGUCCUGAGCAAGCGAGGGCCGCUGGCCAAGAUCUGGCUGGCGGCCCACUGGGACAAGAAGCUGACCAAAGCCCACGUCUUUGAGUGCAACCUGGAGAGCAGCGUAGAGAGCAUCAUUUCACCCAAGGUGAAAAUGGCUCUGCGUACAUCUGGUCACCUGCUCCUGGGGGUGGUGAGGAUCUACCACAGGAAGGCCAAGUAUCUCCUUGCUGACUGUAACGAGGCGUUUAUAAAGAUCAAAAUGGCUUUCCGACCAGGGGUUGUGGAUCUGCCUGAAGAUAAUCGCGAGGCCGCUUAUAACGCCAUCACCCUGCCCGAGGAGUUUCAUGACUUUGAUCAGCCGCUUCCAGAUCUCGAUGAUAUAGAUGUAGCACAGCAGUUCACACUGAACCAGAGCCGAGUGGAGGAGAUCACCAUGAGGGAGGAGGUGGGGAACAUAAGCCUCAUGAACGACGAUCACUUCGGUGAUUUUGGCAUUGAGGAUCGAGAGAUCCUUCGGGAGGAGGCUGCCUUUGAGGACACUGCCUUUAUUCAUGGAUCCUCUGCCUCCAACCUCCUGCUUGAGGCAGAGCCUGGCCCCGCCCACCUUCCUGACAAGUCGACGAAUCUUGAUUACGAUGACUUUGGAGAUAACCUGGAGAACAGCGAUGGUGGGAUACUUGUGGAUAAGCUGUUGAGUGGCGAGGACGGCGGGGGGAUAUUCGACGAUCCUCCUGCCAUCACAGACAGUGUCAUGAUGCCCCCAGAUCACGGAGACGACGACGAUGACUAUGACCACCUUUCACCGGCCGGCGCUCCGGACAGCCCUGAUUCAUGUCCGGUUGAGGCUCUACCCAACACUACAGACCAGACGGAGCAGACCACGCUGGUGCCCAACGAGGAGGAGGCCUUUGCUCUCGAGCCCAUCGACAUCACUGUGAAAGAGACAAAGGCGAAGAGAAAGAGGAAGCUGAUCGUGGACAGCCUGAAGGAGCUCGACAGCAAAACCAUCCGCGCUCAGCUCAGCGAUUACUCCGACAUCGUGACGACACUGGAUCUGGCCCCGCCUACCAAGAAGCUGAUGAUGUGGAAGGAGACAGGAGGCGUGGAGAAGCUCUUCUCUCUGCCUGCACAGCCACUCUGGAACAGCAGGCUGCUCAAGAUGUUCACACGCUGCCUGACUCCACUGGUGCCAGACGAGCUGAGGAAGAGGAGGAAGGGUGGUGAGGCUGACAGCCUGGAGGAGUUCCUGAAGGAGCUGGAGAACCCUGAGGUUCCUCGUGAGGAACAGCUGGGCCACAGGGCCGACAUCAUUGAUCAAACCAUCGUGGAGGAGCCCAGCAUGCUGCAGACCUCGACUAUCGAGGGCAGCAUGACUGCACUGGACGAGACCCUGAUGCCUCCUCCUUCACGGCAGCGUGUACUCAAACGCAAGUCUCAGGAGCUUGAAGCUGCUCUGCCUACGAUGAGCAUCCUGGACCAGUCUGUGCCUCCGCCGAUGGAGCAGUCGGUGUUGGCCCAGCAGCUGGACAUGCCACAAGUCGACCUUCCUCCGGAGGACAGCACCAACCUGUCGAGAAUGGUGCCAGAGCUCGACCUGCUGGGAGAGAACAAGAAGGACAAAGAGGACAGCGAGGAGGAGGAGGAGGGAGAAGGACAAGGUGGAGACCAGGACCAAGAGGAGAGACGGUGGAACAAGAGAACCCAGCAGAUGCUGCAUGGACUUCAGCGUGUGGUGGCGAAGACCGGAGCCCAGUCCAUCAGCCUGCUGGAGCUUUGCAGAAACAACAACAGAAAACAAGCCGCCGCCAAGUUCUACAGCUUCCUCGUCCUGAAGAAACAGCAAGCGGUGGACCUGUCCCAAACCGAGCCUUACAGCGACAUCGUCGCCACGCCAGGGCCGCGAUUCCACAUUGUAUAGACGCAUGUUCUUCUGUUUUUAGCUUGUAUUUAACACUUUUUACUGUUUCUCAGUUUUUUGUACCUAUAUCUCUGGCUUGGUUUGGACCAAUUUUGUGUAAAUUUUUUUUUUUUUAAAUAUAUAAAGUUUUCCUUGCAGUCAGGAGCAGUUGAAAUCAUGUUGAAACUUCACUCCAUGCUCAGUUUGCAUGUCAGUUCCUUUUGUACCGUAAGCUAAGUACCAGCCCUCUGCAUACUAGUCCCAAAUUGUUUUUAUUGUUCUGGUUUUCCCUCCUAAGUUUUGCGUUGAGAUACUUCGUAGAAUAGCUGUAUACAUUUUUACCUUGUUUGGUCAUAUCACGUUGGAGAGACAAAAGUUUAUUUUUGAAAGUUUGGUGUAUUUGUUGAAUAAUGGAAAAAAGCUCAACGUUUUGUAUCUCUUUUCAUGAUGGUUAUUAAAGUUUUAAUAAAACAGAUUUUGUUGCUAAUUA